CCUGAGGGUGUACGUCGGCCGAGGGGGAGGCUCUUCACUCCUUCGGCCUCUUGGCGGGAAUUGGUUGGCUCGCUCUCCCCCCAUGGGGAGCGGAGGUUUUGAGAUCCCACCAUUGAGACGGGCCAGCGCGUCUGCCCGCAGCCGGCUUCCUCCCCCCGGGCCCGCUUCCGGCCCCCGAGCCUCUAGCGAGAUGUUGCUGCUGGUGCUGCUGCUCCCCGCGUGCUGGGCCGUGGAGGUCCGGCGGCCUCGGGGCGUCUCCCUCACCAACCAUCACUUCUACGAUGAGUCCAAGCCUUUCACUUGCCUGGACGGCUCGAUCACCAUCCCUUUUGAUCAGGUCAACGAUGACUACUGUGACUGCAAGGACGGCUCGGAUGAGCCGGGCACGGCUGCCUGUCCUAACGGCAGCUUCCACUGCACCAACACUGGCUACAAGCCCCUGUACAUCUCCUCCAGAUGGGUCAACGAUGGAGUUUGUGACUGCUGUGACGGGACGGACGAGUACAAUAGUGGGAUCGUCUGUGAGAACACCUGCAGGGAGAAGGGCCGCAAGGAGAGAGAGACGCUGCAGCAGAUGGCAGAGGUCACCCGCGAGGGCUUCCGCCUGAAGAAGAUCCUCAUCGAGGACUGGAAGAAGGCCCGGGAAGAGAAGCAGCAAAAGCUCACUGAGCUGCAGACCGGAAAGAAGUCCCUGGAGGACCAGGUGGAGAUGCUGCGGACGGUGAAGGAGGAGGCUGAGAAGCCAGAGAAGGAGGCCAAAGACCAGCACCAGAAGCUGUGGGAAGAGCAGCAGGCCGCCUCCAAGGCCCAGCGGGAGCAGGAGCUGGCGGCCAGUGCCUUCCAGGAGCUGGACGACAACAUGGACGGGGUGGUCUCGGUGGCCGAGCUGCAGACCCACCCAGAGCUGGACACAGAUGGGGACGGGGUGCUAUCCGAAGGGGAAGCCCAGGUACCCCCCUGCCCCCUGGCCUGGGACUCCUGGAGGGGAUGGCCUCACGCACCCAAGAACCAGGCCUGGAGGGGGCAUCUGGGGCCUGGGGAGGCCAGUACCACCCCGGCCAGCCCCAGGGCCUCUCUGCCUCCUCACCGGGUGCUGCUUACUUGUGCCACCCUCAUGGCUGCCCAGGAGGCCCGCAACAAGUUUGAGGAGGCCGAGCGGUCCUUGAGGGACAUGGAGGAGGCCAUCAGGAACCUGGAGCAGGAGAUUUCCUUUGACUUCGGCCCCAGCGGGGAGUUUGCCUACCUGUACAAGCAGUGCUACGAACUCACCACCAAUGAGUAUGUCUACCGACUCUGUCUCUUCAAGCAUGUCUCACAGCAACUCAAGCUCGGCGGCGGCUCUCUCACUCAACCUCGGCACCUCACUCUCCGCAGCACCUGGGGCUCGUGGGCUGGCUCCGAACACGACAGGUUCAGCUCCAUGAAGUACGAACAGGGCACUGGCUGCUGGCAGGGCCCCAACUGCUCCACCACUCCCACCAUGAUGCCAAAAGUGAACGAGGUAUCGUGUGUCUGGAUGCAGGACGCUGUGUGCACGCCUGUGUUCACGGGCGGCACGGACCACUGA
This is a messenger RNA of Myotis lucifugus (little brown bat), 1567 nucleotides long. It is a transcript of the gene PRKCSH, whose product is annotated as protein kinase C substrate 80K-H. Gene Ontology annotation, cellular component: glucosidase II complex. Gene Ontology annotation, molecular function: calcium ion binding; protein binding. NCBI's taxonomy places the organism in Eukaryota, Metazoa, Chordata, Mammalia, Chiroptera, Vespertilionidae. The record is from RefSeq and is a predicted model, not a curated record. Gene Ontology annotation, biological process: N-glycan processing; liver development. The transcript has 15 exons. The coding region runs from base 83 to 1567 and encodes 494 amino acids.